Artibeus jamaicensis (Jamaican fruit-eating bat) is the source of this 6925-nucleotide messenger RNA. It is a transcript of the gene SEC16B, whose product is annotated as SEC16 homolog B, endoplasmic reticulum export factor. The record is from RefSeq and is a predicted model, not a curated record. Bases 411 to 3572 code for a protein of 1053 amino acids. NCBI's taxonomy places the organism in Eukaryota, Metazoa, Chordata, Mammalia, Chiroptera, Phyllostomidae. The transcript is spliced from 27 exons. Gene Ontology annotation, cellular component: endoplasmic reticulum exit site; ER to Golgi transport vesicle membrane. Gene Ontology annotation, biological process: COPII vesicle coat assembly; Golgi organization; autophagy.
CAGCUUCAUGGAGGCCGGGCAGUUGCAAAGGUAACUGGCUGGCUGUCCAGGGGAGGGCCAGGUGAGUCUCGGUGGAUGUGGCACCUGGACUUUGACAGUCUCCACGAGGAGAGGAGACGACACUCUUGGUCCAGGCUGCUGGAGCUGCACGAAAGGCAGGUGGAAGGGCGUCCGGGCAGGAGUGGGAGCAAGAGAACUGGCUUCUAUCAGAAUCUUUCGCCUGAAAACGGUCCCCCGUGGUGAGAAAAUAGGGGGUGAGACGGAACUGAGGUGCUGCCCCGACAGGAGGGGCUCCCGGAGCGGGAGCAAGGCCUGGCGCACAUGUGCCUUCCUGUGGAGACGCCGGGUGCAGGGAGAUGAAGUAACUACACAACUGACUUUAAACAAGAGAGAAGGUCAAAAGGUCGGGGAUGGAGCCUGGGACUCCCCAGUGGCCGCCACAGCCUCGGGGGAGGCCCCCAGCCCAGUCACAGGGUCCAGACCACGGCCUUCGGAGAGACGGGUAUCUUCAGCCUGCCGCUCACCCUUGGCAUGGUGGAGAGAGGUUCCGUCAGUGGCAAGAUGUCCGCAGGAGCCCCCAGCCACAGAGGGACCCUAGGGCAGACCGGCAGCAGCCCCAUUACAUGCCCAGGCCUGUGUCCGGGGGCGACUAUUAUGAAGGUGGCCAUCCCCAUCAGCUCUGUUCAUGGCCUGGUGCUGAGGACCCGUAUCUGAGCUACCACCCUUCAGCUUUAAGGGAAGAAUAUGCUUACGGAGGUUAUUACUACCGAGGACACCCGCAGCAGCAACGAGAAGAAAGAGAGGGUGCAGUGCCAAGGCAAGCGAGCCCUUACUUCUGGUCCGAAGAUUAUCGAGAUCCAAAGUACCUCCGUGAGCAUCACCGUGAAAACCAGGAGAGUCCACUGGGGACGCACAGUGCGACCCCAUUCCAAUCUCAGAGUGGGAACCUGUACAAAGACAGCCCUGCUCCGAACUCUGGACAGGAGAGGCCUGGGGACUUCUUUCCGGAGAGUCUGCUCACUGGGGCCCAGAAGAAUAAGCCACUGCUGACCAGCGAGUCCAACCUUCUGCAACAGCAGGAAUCUGGCCUCAGCUCCAGCAGCUACGAGCUCAGCCAGUACAUGGCAGAUGCCUCUGAGUCCCACCACCCCGUGGCUUCGGCAGCCUGGAGACCAAUUCAGGACGAGGACGUCUCGGCAGCUGGUUCCAAGGCGCCCAUGAAGUUCUACAUCCCCCAUGUGCCUGUGAGUUUCGGGCCAGGAGGUCACCUGGUGUGUGUGUGCCCCAGCUCUCCCAGGGAAGGGCAAACGGCCCUGGUCGAACUGCACAGCAUGGAGGUUAUUCUUAAUGAUUCUGAGGAGCAAGAGGAGAUGAGAACUUUCUCAGGACCCCUGAUCCGGGAAGACGUCCACAAGGUGGACAUCAUGACGUUUUGCCAGCAGAAAGCAGCCCAGAGCCGCAAGUCCGAGACCUCAGGGAGCCGAGACUCCGCUCUGCUGUGGCAGCUGCUGGUUCUCCUUUGCCGGCAGAAUGGGUCCAUGGUGGGGUCUGACAUUGCGGAGCUGCUGGUGCAAGACUGCAAGAAGCUGGACAAGUACCAGAGGCAGCCGCCUGUGGCCAAUCUCAUCAGCCUGACGGAGGAGGACGACAAGCCGGUGCUCAGUGUGGGGACCCGGAACCUGCUCACUGGGGAGAUUCCCCCCAGCGUGGAGACGCCCGCCCAGAUCGUGGAGAAAUUCACCAAACUGCUCUACUAUGGAAGGAAGAAGGAAGCCUUGGAGUGGGCCAUGAAGAACCACCUGUGGGGCCACGCUUUGUUCCUGUCCAGCAAGAUGGACCCCAGGACCUACAGCUGGGUCAUGAGUGGCUUCACCAGCACGCUGGCGCUCAACGACCCGCUGCAGACCCUCUUCCAGCUCAUGUCCGGGAGGAUCCCCCAGGCAGCCACGAGUUGUGGGGACAAGCAGUGGGGAGACUGGAGGCCUCACCUGGCGGUGAUCCUGUCGAAUCAGGCUGGGGACCCGGAGCUGCAUCGGUGCGCCAUCGUCACCAUGGGGGACACCCUGGCCGGGAAGGGGAUGGUGGAGGCAGCUCACUUCUGCUACCUCGUGGCUCGGGUGCCUUUCGGCCACUACACGGUGAAGACAGACCAUCUGGCCCUGCUGGGCAGCAGCCACAGUCAAGAGUUUCUGAGAUUUGCAACCACGGAGGCCAUCCAGAGGACGGAGAUCUUCGAGUACUGCCAGCUGCUGGGCCGCCCCCAGGCCUUCAUCCCUUCUUUCCAGGUGUAUAAGCUCCUGUAUGCUUCCCGGCUGGCAGAUUUCGGCCUUGCGUCCCAGGCCCUGCAUUACUGCGAAGCUGUUGGCAUGGCCCUGCUUAGCCAGGGAGAGAGCAGUCACCCGGUGCUGCUGGUGGAACUCAUCAAGCUAGCGGAGAAGCUGAAGCUGUCCGAUCCUCUGCUGUUAGAGAGACGCCGCGGGGACCGGGACCUGGAGCCCCCCUGGCUCGUGAGCCUUCGGAAGCUGCGCAGGGAGCUGGAGCACAAGGUAGCAGGAGACACUGGGGAACCCUGUUCUGCUCACUCGGAUGUUUCGGGGGCCCGAGGGACAACAGAGAACGCUUUCUACCACGAUCUUUCGGGACAUCGAGGUGACUCGGAAGCCACUGCGGACCCUGCAGCCCCGUGGUUGACAGUGGAACCCACGGGCCCGGUCCGGCCGGGCCCCCAGCAGCCCUUUCCACUCCAGCCAGACUCCUACGCAGCAGGAGGAGACUGGGGACAGGCUGGGGUCCCGGUGCCUCUUUACUCAGUUCCGGAGACCCACCUGCCGGGGAUCAGUGGUGGCUUGGCUGUGACAGAGGCUCCCGGAGGCAGGGCCUGGGAGGAGGCCCAUGGAACACAGCUGCAUCCUGGAGAGGACACAGGGUCUCCAGACACUUCCCAGCAUCCCGACGGUCCAGAGGUGGUUUCCGAACCACAGGUGCCACUGCUUCCCAGGACACACGACAUUUCCGAGAGCGCCACCGUUUCGGCCAAGGAGGAAGAGGAGGAGGAUUCUUCUGAUGAAGCAGAUAAAAAGUCUUCCCAUCACACUGCAGAGAGAGCCAAGAGCUCAGGGUUUGGCUGGUUCGGCUGGUUUCGCUCGAAGCCCACCCACAGCGCAUCCCCCUCCGGAGAGGAAGACUCCUCAGACGGCCCCAACUCGGAGCAGGAGACCCCCAGCGCGUCUCCUCCUCCUCGCCAGGCUGGCCCAGGCCUCUCACGGACGCCUCUCCCAGAGCCCCCGUCUUUGCCAGGCACUGGCACCUUCUCCGGGGCCACAGGUGGGGGUGAAGUCCAAGGACCAGCGCCCGGUGGAGGAACAGCCGAGGUCACUGGGAUUGGAGGCUUGUCUGGGCCACAGGGUGUGUCCUCUGAGCACUACUUCAGCCCUGGUGCCCUGCCCCCCCCACCCCCCACGAGAGGGGCAGUUCCUCUCUACAACCCAUCUCAGGUCCCCCAGCUGUGCACAGCUCCGAGUGUGAGCCGGCCGAACCGCCUCGCUCAGCGCCGCUACCCGACCCAGCCGUGAGGAACGACCUCCCCCGGGCACAGCGUUGACGUCACUCUCCGUUCUUCAUCUCCCAGCCCUUGUCAGGGCCCCAGGAGGGUCGUGCUGGCCUGUUGCCUCCACGGGGUAUGGAGAAGGCAAAGGGGCAGGCUCCCGAAGUGUCCAAUUCAGUCCAGUCUUUUAAGAUCAGCUUCACGCAACAGAAACGACUCCAUCAGAUGGAAAAACUGGGCAUGAUCGCAGACGGGAGGGGAGCAGGGAGCAGGGUGCCAUCCAUGGGGCAGCUUAGAGGACGGUGUCUUCAGAUUCCCAGACAAGUCAGGGCCUGGGGACACCACCACUGGAGUUAGCGAGGACCCCACUGGGCUCCGCAGCAGGAAUUCUGGGGCAGGGCACUCUGAGCCAUGUCCUGGACUAAUCUGACUUCUUCCUCAGGUUCGGUUAUGGACCACGGAUUCAUGGCUGUCCUUAGCCAACGUUCUUAUACUAAAACUUGAUGACUCUUGUCAUAAUUCCCUUUUCAGUGGCAUUUCAGCAGUUUCCCUGUUGGUCCUCGUUUUGUGCACAUUUUUAGGCGGUUCAGAUUAAUUAUAUUUCUCUCACUUUCUUAGCGGGUCCUAUUUUUUCACAUUCUGGCAUCUGGCUAUCAAGUUAGAUUGCUGUAGGCAUCAUAUUGUCAUGGCAACUACUGAACCUAAUGAUGCAGAUGGAUGGAGCGUCAGUCAAAUAAAUGAUGGAAAACACUUUCUAAAAAUUCACCCCUUCCCUAGGAGAGGAGGGGUGAGUGCGUGACGUUGUGUAUCCCUCGCUCCCUGCCUCAGACCUUUGCAAGUUGAUGUUCGGAGGGUCGCUGGAGAGAGAGGGAGGAGGGGGACAUCUUGGAGAUUUCUGUUCCUUUUCUUUUAGACCCCAAAUGGAAAGGCCUGGUUCUGUUGGUCAGAUUUGCGGAGACUCGAUCCCCCUAAAGAACAUUGUUUUUGUCCGUGUGAUGGUGUGUCCAGGUUUUGUGCUGCAAAGUGCUACACUUCUGUGGGCGGUGAUUAAACCUGAGGAUUUUAUAGCAAAUGCUCGUCCAUGGCACAUUUCGUGGUGUCUUCCCUGAAGUCUUUGCUAGUAACGGUUCCACCGUGGGAAAGGCGUGAAGGGCUGGGGAGAGCCCUUUGUUAACGAGAAUCUAGGCCCCGAUCUUCUUAACUUCCAAGUCCACUCUUAUGUCAUCCAUUUUUUCAGUCGGGGAAAAUAGGAACAAAAGUUUCUUCAGUGAAAGGAGUUGCUUCAUUAAUUAACCCUUGCAUAGUCUGUCUUCUGACAAGUCUGUUCUUUCAGAUUAAAUGAGGAAAUUUGUGCCUCAGGGUUUUGCAUCCAGAGGGGCCUUGGUAAACGCGGUUCCCUUCUUAUGAAAAGAGGGCUGCUUCUUUGGGGCGGUACCAUUGCCGGCACCCGGGGGCGGAACGGUGGUGGGAGUGGGUGGCUUCGGCAGAGUCAGACACUUAGACUUGCAUCCUGGCUGGUGCACAGUUCUCCCUGUAACCUGGGCCAAGUUACAUGUGCUUCUCUGUAACACGAGGGCGAUAAUCACCACGGUACCUACCACACUGGGACACUGGAAGAAUUCAGUGAGUCAAGCUCAGAGAAGAGUACCUGGUACAUGCUAAGCAUUGCACUUGUAUAAGUGUUUUUUUUUUUUUAAACUAAUUAUCAGUGUAUACUCAGUAAGUUAAAUCUUGACUGUCUUGUUGCCCACUGGAUUAAACUGUGGACUUUUCAUUCUCGAUGUAGCCAUAUCACAGGAAUAAUAUUUAAAAACUACUCAAAAUGUGUCCUUGUUACUAAGCUGGUUUCUCUCCCUGUGUCCCACCUGCCCUCAGUCAGGGCUAGGUCUGUGGCUUAGUGUCCCAGGAAGCAGUGACGUAGGGGUGGUCCCGCCCCAUGGAAAGGAGCGCUUUCCAGGAGGAGAGUGGGGACCCAAGAGAAGGGCCAGGACAUUGGAUGCCUGUGUCCCCACUUUCUCCUCCCGUUGGGGUUAUAAAUGGAAAAGCAGGGCCUGGAGUGUAAACAAAGCCGGCACUGAACUCGGUUAUGUCCCAGGUAAAGGGAACAAAUUUGCUGAGGGGGAACGCCAGGGGCUUCAUACACUGGAAAGGGCGAUGUCAGGGUACAUAUGCUGAUUCUGAUCGAAGGCUUGCACUGUGGCCGUCACAACGCACCUGCUCAUCCGCGGGGGGCUGAUUGAAACGGGCCCUGUUGUUCAUUGGCCAGGAGAGAGCCCUCCGCUGGGUCCAGUAGGGGCCUGACAACCCAGGGUCACCCAGAGGUCUUAGCUGUUUAUUAGCUUUUCGUGGUGCUGCUGAUGUGGAUGAGGUUGCUGAAGGUCAUGAUCAUUUUACGGCUUCUGCUGGUUAGAACCAGUUGUGCUAAAACAAAGCAAGUGCAGCUGGAAGAGAAAAAUAUUAUUUUAUUUCUUUGUGAGAGGGAAGUGUGGGGAGGAGACCAGGUCAUGGUGGGCAACUGCUGCUAAAAAUGGGGGCCCAAGAGCACAGGGCUGGUGGUGCCUUUCCUUGUCCAGUGCUUGGGAGAGGCUGCCGGCCUCGAGGAGAAGCCGGCGUGCGCUUGGCAUCUCUUGUCCAGGGCGGUUUGGGAGCCCCCGCAGCUUGGCCUUGGGGGUGAUGGUGAUCUGAGGCAGGGCCUUAGCUCUCUGCAGCCCAGGGCAUGUGGGCUCCUGUAGGGAAUGAUUGACUGUACAGUGUCCCCAAGGGUCCCAGGGACCACGGGGGCCCCAGCCAACACCGGGUCAGGGCAGGGCCAGACCAGCCACCCAGAAAGACUAGGGCCCACUCCAUCGCCCUUCACUGUGAGCCAUUUUGUGAAAAGAGAAGACAUAGAAUUCUCUCUUAAAAAUAAUUACCUAAAGACACUGUUUAAUAGGGGAAGAGACAGCGAUUAGUAACCGGCAAGUCUGUUUUGAUUCUCCUGCUCCUCACUGGGCUGUGUGUGGUCUUGGAGGAAGAAUAGCUUCAGGAAAUAAAGAUGGGACAUUUUCCUUAAAAAAAUGGAGUGGUAACGUGCAAAUUUGCAAUUCUGCUAUAGACAUACAAUUUAAUAUUUAUAUGAAAGCAUUUAAACUUAACGCGUUCAGUAAUUUGGAAGGGAACAAACCAUUAAAUUCCAUUUAAGUGUCUUUAUCACGUAUAGCCAUUCCAGCCUGCUGUCCAGUCCCCUGCCAGGGCAUAAACUGUAAACAAGCCAAGAGUCCUCAGUCCCUGAUCCUGCAUGCAGUCCCCUAUCCAUCUUUGUCUUCACUUGAGCCUCAGGUCGCUCCAGAUCAAAGGUUCUGCUGGCGUCCCCCCGCCCCCCUUAGGAAUCUUUUUUUCUUU